Hypanus sabinus (Atlantic stingray) is the source of this 2497-nucleotide messenger RNA. RefSeq names its product WD repeat containing, antisense to TP53 (gene wrap53). Bases 500 to 2095 code for a protein of 531 amino acids. Gene Ontology annotation, biological process: Cajal body organization. The transcript is spliced from 12 exons. Gene Ontology annotation, cellular component: Cajal body. The record is from RefSeq and is a predicted model, not a curated record. NCBI's taxonomy places the organism in Eukaryota, Metazoa, Chordata, Chondrichthyes, Myliobatiformes, Dasyatidae. Gene Ontology annotation, molecular function: protein binding; RNA binding.
GCGCUGCGGUAUGGCGGCGGUCGUGUGAAGCGGGACAGAGAAAGUAAGCCUGCUCCGUCCCCGGUACCGGUAGAGAGAGGGAAGCAGCGAGGCGUGAGGAACUGCACCGUCAUAACUGGAAGAUAACAGCAAAGAUAAGAGGAUAUGAAUGCGCUACUUUCUGGAGGAUCCUGCCAACGUAAGUGGCUGGUGGCAGCUGAUCACUAGUAUCAGAUCAUCGUUUCUCACUCUCUGUACAUUUGCCUCGUCUGACGAAAACAGAGGCUCCUUAGACUGAAUCUCCUUGUUGCUGACAUCGCACUUGUGCUCGGCACAGAGGCUGCCUGCUGCUUCAGUCCAGUGCCGAGACGGUUCAACCCCCAUCGUCUGUUGUGAUGAAUACGGUGCCUCGGCACAAGGUCUCCACAGUCUAUCAGCACACGGCCUCCAGAAAGCGAUCCAAGAACUUUAAAAAGCGUUACCCUUGUAGCACCGAAGGGAUCUGACCGCGGCAAGAACCAUGAAUGCGGAUGGCACAGGGGAGCCCGAGGAUGGGCAUGACUCCAACCCGCUGGGUGCGCCCAAAAGCCAGACCUGCGAGGAGGAGCCCCUGGCAAAGUCUGCGAAGCUGGAGAGCGGUAAUGGAUCCCCGCUUCUCGCUGAGGGUGGUGACCUCACUCUGACCUCUGACCCUGGGGAGCGGCCGGAAGUAGACAGCACCUUAGUGCCCUUGGACCUCCCAGCAGCCCCCAGCCCUGAAGUAACCUCUGAGCUGGGCCAACCCUUGGCAGGCGAGGACGUACAGCUCUUGGUGACAGAGGGUGGGGUGAAUGAAGUCCAGGAUCAGCCCCAGUGGUUGGGCGGAAAUGGCAAGGCUGAGGCUGAGACGAUGUCAGCGGGUGACACAGAGCAGUGUGUGGAAGGGAACAGCGUUUACUACCAGGUUGAAUACGAUUUUAGCGGUGAGCCCCGGUUCCUGGUGGGCGCCUGGGAAGAGUACACUGGCGUGGCGGAAAACUUCCUGAAAGGAUGCAAGUGGGCCCCGGAUGGUUCUUGCAUUCUGACCAACAGCGCUGACAACGUGCUGAGAAUCUUCAACCUCCCCACUGAGCUGUACGAGAUGACGUGGAGCGUCCUGCCUGAAAUGAGUCCUGUACUGCGGAUGUCCGAGGGAGAUACCAUAUAUGAUUAUUGUUGGUACCCGCUCAUGUCCUCCAUGGCUGCCGAAACGUGCUUCCUGGCCAGCAGCAGCCGUGAGAAUCCCAUCCACAUCUGGGACGCCUUCUAUGGAGACCUGCGGGCCACCUUCCGGCCGUACAACCACUUGGAUGAGCUGACAGCUGCUCACUCCCUCUGCUUCACACCCGACGGCUCACAGCUCUACUGUGGCUUCGACAAGAUGGUGCGGAUCUUUGAGACUUCUCGCCCAGGCCGGGAAUGUGAGAAGAGGCCGACCAUGACAAAGAAGCAGGGCCAAACGGGCAUCAUCUCGUGCAUCGCCUUCAGCCCCGAGCAGGACCUGUACGCCUGUGCCUCCUACUCGAAGACGGUGGGGCUGUACGCCCGAGACGAGGGGACUGUGCUGAGUAUCCUGCAGGGCCACCAGGGAGGGGUGACGCACGUGGUGUUUUCACCCGACGGGAACCUGCUGUACUCCGGGGGCCGGAAGGAUCCAGAAAUCCUGUGCUGGGACAUCCGACAGCCUGGGAAAGUGCUGUUCUCCAUGUUGCGCUCAGCAACCACUAACCAGCGAAUGUACUUCGACGUGGAGCUUUACGGCCGCUACAUCGUCAGUGGCAACACGGAGGGUUCGGUUUCCGUGUGGGAUGCCACACAGCCGCCAGACGGCUCUGUGCUCGACCCAGUCCUGCAGUUCCACACACAGCAAGACUGUGUGAACGGGGUUGGCUUUCACCCCUACCUGCCCUUGUUGGCCACGGCCUCGGGCCAGCGCAAGUUCCCAGAGCCAACGGAAAGUGAAGAUGAAGGCGACGGAGUCCUGAUGACCCACCGUUACACCAGGGCCGAGAACUGCAUCAAGCUGUGGCUGUGCUCGGCUGCGGGAGGCAACAGGAGCGGCUUGCAGCCCGAGACUUCUGUGCUGGACAUGCAGUGACACCAAGUCCGUUACUGCCCCUCCCUCCCCAUCCUACCCAGCCCCCCCUUCCCUGUCCUCCCCUCUCUCUCCCGUCCUACCCACCUCCCCACCUCCCCGGACAGGCAGCAUCUAUUGAGAGAAAUGUGAACAGCAGGCAUCUUCAUCUGGUCCAGAAACGUCUAACUGACCAUUUCUCCCUGGCACGUUGAGUUAGUGGGAUUUUGCAUGAUGCUCCAUGUACCAGUGUCUGUAUAUUGUUAUGUAUCCUUAACCUUACCCUCACCCGCACCCCAUUUUUCCAGCCUCCCCGGUCAUCUCACUGUGGGAGUUCCACGUGCUUCCCCACUCGGACUGAAUCAGGAUCUAUUCUAGUGAAAGGAUCCCCUUCUCCCCCUUACCCACCCCCACCCCAGCAAAACC